Anneissia japonica is the source of this 1510-nucleotide messenger RNA. RefSeq names its product proteasome subunit alpha type-4-like. Gene Ontology annotation, cellular component: nucleus; cytosol; proteasome core complex. Gene Ontology annotation, biological process: ubiquitin-dependent protein catabolic process. Lineage: Eukaryota; Metazoa; Echinodermata; Crinoidea; Comatulida; Comatulidae. The record is from RefSeq and is a predicted model, not a curated record. The transcript is spliced from 8 exons. Bases 105 to 884 code for a protein of 259 amino acids.
UGGUGGUGUGAGAAGGGGAACUGGUUGAACGUCGAAAAAUAAUAAUUUAGCGGACUUCCAAUAGUUUGACCGUUUAAUCGUUAACGACUUUAUACAGAACAGAAAUGUCUAGACGUUAUGAUUCAAGAACAACGAUCUUCUCACCAGAAGGUCGACUUUAUCAAGUUGAGUAUGCUAUGGAAGCCAUUGGUCAUGCUGGUACCUGCUUAGGAAUCUUAGCCAGCGAUGGGGUUGUGCUUGCUGCCGAAAGGAGAAACACACACAAACUGCUUGAUGAAGUUGUAUUCUCAGAGAAAAUUUAUAAACUAGACAAUAAUAUUGCAUGUAGUGUUGCUGGAAUUACCUCAGAUGCCAAUAUCCUUACAAAUGAAUUAAGACUAACAGCUCAAAGGUAUCUACUACAAUACCAAGAACCAAUACCAUGUGAGCAACUUGUAAGUUCUUUAUGUGACCUCAAACAAGUCUACACACAAAAUGGAGGUUUACGUCCAUUUGGUGUGUCUAUCCUUUACAUGGGCUGGGAUAAGUAUUAUGGAUUCCAGUUGUAUCAUAGUGAUCCAUCUGGCAACUAUGGUGGAUGGAAAGCAACAUGUAUUGGCAACAAUAGCUCAGCUGCUGUUUCAAUGUUAAAGCAAGAAUACAAAGAAGAGGAGACCUCAAUAGACAGUGCCCUCGCCUUAUCAGUUAGAGUUCUUAGCAAAACAUUGGACAUGACAAAACUGACACCAGAAAAAUUUGAGCUGGCAACCUUAACAAGACAAAAUGGCAAAACCAAGAUCACCAUCCUGCCGGAAAAAAAGGUACAGGAACUGAUCAAGUCAUUUGAGGAAGAUGAAGCAAAGAAAGAAGCUGAGAAAAAAGAGAAAGAAAAGGAAAAGAAAUAAAAUAAACUUUAGAUACCAGAUAACUACAUUUGGUUGCACUCUACGUGAAAAGAAGACACAUAAUAAGUAAAACAAGUUUCUGGGCAUCAGUUGAUUUGCCUAAUAGUUAUGUAGUACUUGAGGCACACCAUUAUGCCUGCCGCUUGCUACCACCGCUGAUCUCUACUCUAAUAGUUACCACGCCUAGGGGGAACCACCAGGCCUGUAGAUCACCACCAUGCCUGCAACAUGUUACCAUACCUGCAGGUUCCAACCAACAAGCUUGCAGUACACCAACAGGUGUAGCACCUAGCUAUACUUGUAGCAUGCCUUGAUGUCUGCAGCAUGCAACCAUGCCUGCAACAUGCCACCACAUCUGUCUGAGCUGCAGCACAGGGUUUUUUGAUCAGCUCAUGUUGGAUGGGUCACUCUCACUAAAGCAUUGACAAAUCAGUUUGUUACAAGACAAGUCUGUCUAAUAAUACACAGUAACUAAAGUGCGAAAGUGUGGAUUUAAUUGUAACACAGGUUUAUUAGAAUCUGUGGCCUGAUUUGAGAAUUUAUAUAGCAAUGGUUGUGUGAUUUUUCUGAUACUGUAUUAAAAAAACUGUGUUUUUGAAACCUGAAUAAAGUUUCAGUGAUGUAAA